AUGCUUUUCCAAGCUAUCGUUCUUAGCCUCGCCGCCACGGCUGCAGCCAUCGACCUUCGCUUCUUUGUGAACCGUGAAGGACGCUGUUACGAAGGUCCAUUCAUUGGCUUUGCAAACAUCAACCCAGGAGUAUGCUGCCGACCCACCAGUGGUAACGCGGCGGAUGGCUUCUUCGCAACUGUUGGUAUUCACGAAAUCCCUAGUGGAUGGACCAUCGUAGGCUUUGGAUAUCGCAACGAUCAGUGUCGCGACCCAUUAAACCAGUUCAUUCGAGGCGAAGGUGAUGGCUCAGAUCUGUGCCUUUAUCACACUGGUCAUAGCUUCAUGAGUGCAAAGUAUGGAUUCUACGAGAAGAGUAAGAGAAGCGUUGAAGAGAUGGAGUGUAAGGAGAAGUUUAAGGCUACUGAAAAUCGUGAGAACCCUUCUCUAUACCAUGGCUUUGAAGGCACUGGUAAAAUGCUAGCUAUUUAA
Molecule: messenger RNA, 471 nt
Organism: Fusarium coffeatum
Lineage: Eukaryota; Fungi; Ascomycota; Sordariomycetes; Hypocreales; Nectriaceae
Exons: 2
Coding region: 1-471 (156 amino acids)
Source: RefSeq, a predicted model, not a curated record